GCGACUGCGGCAGCAGCUUAGGCAUCACGAUGACGGUGGCCAUGAGUCGGGGCUUGUGCUGUAGUGCCGUAGGAGAGAGCCGUGGACUAAAAUUUCUAAUUGGCUAAUCAGUCGGUAGAAAGAAAUUAAUUGAAGGAAAUAUGGCCCUCUUUCAGACGGAAACAUAAGCAUCAAAAUAGAUGAAAUGAGCUUGCAGGCUAAUAAGCUGGCAGAAUCUCAUCUGUUCUCACCAAAUGCGAGCCGCCCUCGCCGAACUCCCCAAGCCUCUCACCUCCGUGCUCUUCCACCUUCGCCCAUUAAGCUCCACCACCGCCGUCGAUCCCUCCCACCUCCUCCGCGUCUCCACCAUCCUCUACCAGCAGCAGCACUCACCCGAUUCCCGCCUCCACGCCUCCCUCCGCUCCUUCCCCUUCCACCUCAGCCCCGAGUUCUUCCUCCGCGUCUGCAACAACUUCCCCCUCUCAUGGCGUCCCGUCCACCGCUUCUACCAGUUCACCCUCACCCGCCCCGACUUCCCCCACUCCUCCCUCACCCUCAACAAGCUCGCCGACGUCGUCGGCAAGUCCCGGAACGUCGCCCUCUUCUGGGAAGUCCUCCAGGACAUGGCCCGACGGCGUUUGGCCAACGAAAAGACGUUCAAGAUUGCUUUGAAGACGUUGGCUCAGGUCAGGGAGCUGAAGAAGUGCGUGGGGUUCUUCCACUUGAUGAAUGAGAAUGGUUGGGGGUACAGCGUGGAGACUCUGAAUAUGGUGGUGGAGUGUUUGUGCAGGGACAGGCUAGUGGAGGAGGCUAAAUAUGUGGUCUUUCAGUUAAAGGACGUGGUUAGGCCUAAUGGGGUUACUUACGGGUGGUUGAUCAGAGGGUUUUGCAAUGCCGGUGACUUGAUCGAGGCCUCCAAAGUUUGGAACUCGAUGGUGGAUGAAGGGCUGGAGCCAGAGGUUUGGGCGUUCGAGGCGAUGAUGGAGAGAUUCUUCAAGAGUAAUCGGUAUGGCGAGGCGAUGAAGCUCUUGGGGAUGAUGAGGAUGAGGAUGCAGGAUCGGUUGGAUGUUUCCACCUACAGGCUUGUGAUCAGUUGGCUGUGUAGGAGGGGCAGGGUGAGUGAAGCUUAUAUGGUGUUUGAAGAAAUGCAUAAGAGAGGGAUCCAGACAGAUGCAUUGACGGCGGGAUCACUUGUCUACGGUCUGUUGGCGCAAGGCCGGGUGGGAGAGGCCUAUAAGAUUGUAGAAGGGAUUGAGAGGCCGGACAUUAACGUGUACCAUGGAUUGAUCAAGGGGCUAUUGAAACUGAAAAGGGCAGGCGAGGCGACCGAUGUUUUCAGAGAGAUGAUAAGGAGAGGGUGCGAGCCCAUAAUGCACACGUACAUCAUGUUAUUGCAAGGGCAUUUGGGGAAGCGGGGGAGGAAAGGACCUGAUACGCCUGCAAAUUUCGACUCCAUUUUCGUGGGGGGAUUAGUGAAAGCGGGGAAGUCCUUGGAAGCAACCAAGUACGUCGAGCGGACAUUGAAUAGAGGACUCGAGGUGCCUCGAUUUGAUUACAAUAAGUUCUUGCAUUACUAUUCGAGUGAGGAUGGCACGCUCAUGUUUGAAGAAGCGAGCAAGAGACUAAGAGAGGCGGGCAUGAUCGAUUUGGCUGAUAUACUCGAGAGAUAUGGCGAGAAAAUGGCGACUCGCGAGAGGAGGAGAAACAGAGCAGCCGAAUCAUGAGAUGAGCUUUAUGAGGCCAAGUGUGUGGAAAGGUUCUUCUUUCAUAGGGCCUUAUCAAUGAGAAGGCUAACUAACAAAAAGGAUAUGCCUGUACAUGCAAACCGGUGGACAGAUAAACGGAAGAUGCAUCUGAAGCCCUUUCUGUUGGCAUUCUUGUCGCUUUUUUAGAUUGGCUACUGAUUGGGCGAUUAAUCUUUGCAAAAUGUAUUCAAGAUGAUGUAAAAUGUAUAUGAAAAGAAAUGGAUAAAGAAGACUCCAGUGCUGCCCAUACUCAGAGGCUCUUACUCCAGUGUAUAUGUACCUCAAACUAAAUUUAGUUAGACCAGCCAAGAUAUUCGAAAACAACCGAUCCCAUUCAAAGCUAAUUCUAUGCAAAUUGCUCUGGCAUCUGGACAUUUUAAAAUAUCAGGACACUCUUGUUUUCUAAUUGAAUCUUCCCUUUUACU
This is a messenger RNA of Rhodamnia argentea, 2149 nucleotides long. RefSeq names its product putative pentatricopeptide repeat-containing protein At1g26500. The record is from RefSeq and is a predicted model, not a curated record. Gene Ontology annotation, molecular function: protein binding. NCBI's taxonomy places the organism in Eukaryota, Viridiplantae, Streptophyta, Magnoliopsida, Myrtales, Myrtaceae. The transcript is spliced from 2 exons. The coding region runs from base 234 to 1703 and encodes 489 amino acids.